AUGUGCACAAUGCAGCCGAUUCUGAAUAGUCAUUUGAAUGAACUAAAUGAAGAUAUCUUCCAUCAUUUCGGAUUCACAACAAAGUCAUUUGAUUUCAAACAAAAGUUUGGUGAUGUCAAGUUCGUCUGUGUAUGUGGUAGCAGUAAUAGAAUUCAUAAUUUUGCAAUAUCAAUGGCUAAAUUAGCUGGUAUACAGUUACCUGUAGAAAAUAUUGCCGGUUCUCAUGCUAGAUUUGUACUUUACAAAGUAGAUCAUAUAUUAUUUGCAGAUCAUGGAAUUGGUAUACCAUCAACAUUAAUUCUAAUGCAUGAAAUGACAAAAUUAUUACAUUAUGCUGGUUGUAAAGAUGUAUUAUUUAUACGUCUAGGAACGUGUGGUGGUUUAGGAGUGAAGCCCGGUACACUUGUGAUGUCCGAUCGUUGCGUAAAUACCAAAUUAGAGCCAUAUAACGAAUUGUGUAUUCUUGGUAAACCUGUCCGUCGACAAACUAAAGUGGACCUAAACGCUGUAAAUGAAUUAAAAAAGCUUUCUGAGAAUCUUUCAUCACAAUGUUCAGUUGUUGUUGGGGGUACAAUCACUGCAAAUGACUUUUAUGAAGAGCAAGGAAGAUUGGAUGGAGCGAUUUGUUCUUUUAGCCAAGAAGAGAAAUUAGCUUAUCUUAAGUCGGCUUAUGAUCAUGGCAUAAGAAAUUUGGAAAUGGAGGGUACUGCAAUUACAUCUCAUUGCAAUUCAACUGGUCAUCGAGCUAUUCUAGUUUGUGUAGCAGUUGUAAAUCGUCUUGAAAAUGAUCAAGUUACAAUAUCUGCGGAUGAUUUUAAAUUAUUUGAACAGUUACCUGGUAAAUUAGUUGGAGAAUAUUUGAAAAGAAACAGUGGGCUAAUUGCUCGUUAAUGCAUGAAACAUAAUUGUUAAAUAAUGUGAUCAAUUUUGUUAACUGUGAAUGAACAAUUGAAUGACUUUUAAUUGAGGUUUUUUAUGUAAACUUUACUAUUUGAUUAGCUUACUACAUUGUAAUCGGCUUUUUAAUUGUUGUAGUGGUUAUUUUUAACAUUUUGAAAUAUUCUAGGUAAUUUUAGCCACUUGAUUCCUUUUGUUGUUAAAACUACUUUAGAUUGUCU
Molecule: messenger RNA, 1118 nt
Organism: Schistosoma curassoni
Lineage: Eukaryota; Metazoa; Platyhelminthes; Trematoda; Strigeidida; Schistosomatidae
Source: the annotation of a GenBank genome assembly